Molecule: messenger RNA, 1322 nt
Organism: Tachysurus fulvidraco (yellow catfish)
Lineage: Eukaryota; Metazoa; Chordata; Actinopteri; Siluriformes; Bagridae
Exons: 10
Coding region: 105-1133 (342 amino acids)
Source: RefSeq, a predicted model, not a curated record
AGUUCUAACGUUCUAAUCUUUAGAUUCGAAAUAAUGACGUUAUCAAAAACAAAACACAGCGAAAGGAUGAGUUUUUUUUCUGCACUGAGGAAAGAUUUUCAAAGAUGAGAAGGAGUCAGAACGAGACACCUCAGCAGCAAACUAUACUACAAAUAAGGGGAGGCAAAAAGGACAUACUGUCCAGCAAAAAUGCAGGGAUGACAAUCACUCCAGAACUGAGUAGCAGUGCACCACAUCAGCAAACUGAAGGACCUGAGCGAGAUCCGGCACACAGUGAAGAUAGCCCGGGCACCAUAGAAAAAGAGAACAUUCAUCUAUCACCCAUUAAAACCACCAGAUCAACUGCUCCCACAAAGAUCUCAGGACAGGUUGAACUAGCAUAUGCUGGUCUUGCAGCAAAGAACCCUGAGAUGCUGAGAUUUUUCAAGAGGAGUCAGAGACUGGAUCUGAACAGAUUUUCUUCAUUCAGAGACAUGAUGCGCUGGGAAAAGAAAAAUGAAUAUAAAUAUAGCCUGGAUGCCACGGAAAAAGAGAACAUCCAUCUAUCACCUAUUAACACCACCAAAACAAUCCCUCCACUAAUGAUCUUAGAAGAGGUUGAAGGAGCAGAUGCAGUACUUAGACCAAAAACGCCCAAAACACCAAGAAAGCAGAGAAUGGAUACAGUUGGUCUUUCCCCAUUCAGAGGCAUGAGGUGUGAGGAAACGACAGAUGAUCAGAAACAGUUUCUGAACAUCAUGGAACCUGUGACAAGCAUAUACAUGAUGAACUAUUCAGCAAAACAGAAGGGGGUGAUAACAUUUAAUUUUGAGAAGGAUGUGCAGAAUCUGAAGGACAAUAUUAACUCCAUAAGAAUGUCCACCUAUAUCCAGUUGUACAAAGAAUCUGACCAGUCUUCUGUACCUGAACUUAAAUAUGAGGAUGAGGGCAUCUUGGCUGCUCCUGAAAGCAUGCACGAACUUGCUGAACCUCUGACAUCAAAAGUCAAAUCUGACUUUGUUUUGGCUACAACUGUUCUUGAGAAAACCAGACCUUUUGAUGUUACCUCUCAAAUGAUUCAGAUGACUGGAUUCCAGGAAUAUGCUUGGCCUGUCCCUUCACCACCUUCUGGUGAUAAGCCAAAUGUCCCCUGAGGUGGACACUCAGUAAAAGCCAGGUCUUUGCCGAACAUUUUCCUGAAUGUACAGUGAAAAUGUCAUUCUUGACCAGUCUCACCAAAAGGUGAAGGCAGUGAGGAAACCAUGAUGAUGUUUCCCAAAAAGUAUGGCACAGUAUGGCAUUUUUUUUUUUUACUAAAAAUAAAAUAAUACAAACAAAAUUAA